Centropristis striata (black sea bass) is the source of this 3766-nucleotide messenger RNA. It is a transcript of the gene umad1, whose product is annotated as UBAP1-MVB12-associated (UMA) domain containing 1. The record is from RefSeq and is a predicted model, not a curated record. The coding region runs from base 209 to 652 and encodes 147 amino acids. The transcript has 4 exons. Lineage: Eukaryota; Metazoa; Chordata; Actinopteri; Perciformes; Serranidae.
CAACUGAGGACAGGGACGGUAACGUCAUAACAAAACAUCACGGGAGAUAUUGCUCGAAGAAACUACCGUCAGGAAAUAUUAUUUAGGUGAUAUCCUGUUGUUUACAAUAGCUUAGUUAAAGCUACCUGACGGGACUGAACUAAGCGGAACUAAUCUACUGGGACCAUUAAGUGAAAGCUCAUGACGAGGCUCAGCGACAAGGAUCAUCAUGUUCAGUUUCCUUGGUCUCCGUAAAGACUCAAAGAAGUCAACAAACGAGAAGGAAGCAGAUGGAGGCUUUGUUAUCAUUGGAGAGACAGUUGACGACCAGAGGAGGAAGAUGCAGACCAUGAACAUCGCACAGCCAUCAACAAACGUCAUAGUGCAGCCAUCGAUGCCGUCCUAUCCAGUUUCACCUCAACGCACCCAAUCAAAACACGCUCCAGCUUUACCUGCCACAGCGCCAACAGCAGGAAGCUCAGCAGUGGACGCUGCUUCAACUCUCCCAGACCUCCUCGGAGACGUACCCUUCACUUUGGCUCCCCAUGUCCUGGCUAUGCAGGCAGGGCUCCCCCUAUUUCCUGAUGUGCUGCUCUCCCGGGACAUAAACUAUAACCUGGCUAGUUUUCAGUACGACUUCACUUUAGAGAACUCUGUGCUGCAUAACGUCUAGUCUGUUUAAAUUUUAAUAUCCGGCAUCAGAACUUCGCUAAUUGUUGGUUAUUUGAUGUUGAACAGGAAAAUAUGAUUCUGUAGCAUUAUGAAAAAGUAAAAGCUCAAAAACUUCAAAUCCAUUUUCUAUUUUCAGUGUAGAGGCAUUGAAAUGAAAUGACACUGGAAAGGACACAAGGAAGCAUGGACAUUUAACUUGUACAACCGAUGAUUAACAUUUCUAACCUCAUAGUUGUGUAGGAACUAAAUAGAUUUAUAGUUUACUUGUUCCUUGUGUUGCUCCAAAUGUGAACACAGUUAGUGCACAUGUUGAUUUCAAUUUUCAAUUCAUUUAAAUUCAAUUGGCUUUAUUGGCAUGACGUAACAAUGUAUAUAUUGCCAAAGCAAGCAUCAGAAAAAAGGAUAACAAGAUAAGGAAAGCAAUAUUUACAAUGAAUUAUUAUAAUGAUUUCUUUCAUUGCAGCCAUAGGCCUGGUUCUAAUUGAUUAAGACAUUGUGACUGUCAAGUCUUCAGGCACAUUCAGAUACAGUGAGUACGGUGAGGCAUAAGGAUAUGCUGGACAGUUAUCGUUCAUGACUACCUUUGGUUUCUAGCAGGUAUGAUAACUAUACAGUCAUCAAGAUAUUUGCUGAGAUCUGGGAACAUUGCUACAAAAAGUCAGGUUUUAGCCCGUUCUUUGGGUUUGGAUUCAUGUUUGAUUAUUUUCAAAUGUAUUACAAUUUUAAUGAGAAAUGUCUCUAAUUGUGCCAGUCUUCCGCGUGUCAUUUCUAGCAAGUAGAUCCAAGAUGCCCAGAGUAAAUAGUGAAAAAGACAGUUGUAGCCAAUGCUUUUUAUUUAACUGACAGUAAAGCCCAGGUAUAGCUUCAGGUCUCGAGCCAGGUUCAAAUCUCAGUUCUGAGGUCUACUGACUGCUGAUGUUUCUCCUCCUGUCAGGCUUUUAAGCGAUGCCUUCAUUUUGCCGCCAGAGUUCAGCAAAUAACUUGAAGUGUACAAUCGUUUAGACAAAUCGCCAAAAAAAACGAGAUGAGGCACCGAGAUGAUGAAGCAAUAACUUUAAUGGAAGCUUAGUACGAGGACAACAGACCAACCUCCAAUUGAGUUAAACCCAAGUCUUCAAAAGAAUUAUUAGAUGGGAAGUACUAAUUCCUGGAAGGUCUAAUGACCUUCUGAAGAAUUAACGUAAAAACUGCAACAAGUGAAGAUUGUUUAAAUAAAUAAGUGAAAAUGUACAGUACAGUAGUGUUGGAAAUGUAAUGUGAUGCCAUUUAUAUAUUUGACAUUAUGCGUAGCACCUCCUGCCACAACUAAUGUUUUGACUAUUUAACCACUUCUAAUCCAGUGCUAUGUUUGAAUUUUGGGUAACGCUUUAUAUUAAGGUCCUUGUAAUAACCAUUAAUUAACAAGUAAUAAGGCAUUGUUCUCGCUUUAGAUCCCUUUAGCUGCAAAAAGCAUAGUUAACUGUUAACAAGUGCAUAGUUAACUUAUAAUAGAUGAGCAAUAAAGUAUAUUUUAAUAUCAAUAAGCAAACAAAAGAUUAAUAAAGGCAUGGCAAAGACAUAAUGGGUGGGUUAUGGGUGUUUGUAAUGCUAUUAUGAAGAAUUAUACGAUACUCAUGAGGCUUUUAUUAAUGUUCUUAUUAUACAUCUCAUAUAGCCUGCUAUUAGCUGUAUUAUAAUGCCAUUAUUAACACUUAUAUAGGCUUAUAAACACACAGCAAUGUUAAUAAGCAUCUUGUUAGGACUUACAAGGGCCUUAUUACUUGUUAAUUGAUGGUUAUUACAGGGACCUUAAUAUAAAGCGUUACCGAAUUUUGUUUCCUGAAUGUGUCCUUCCUUUUGAUCCAACAUAAUGUUCAGCAUAACUUUACUCGGCCCGCAUUUUCCAUGCUCUCAUUUUUCAUUAGAAUACGGUCACAUAUACAUACUAUUAGUUAUGACUUUGCUCACUAUUAGUUAUCUGCACUUUUUACUUUUAUGGAGUUGUUUCAAGCCAUGACAGCAUGUACUGUACUGUACUGUAAGUGUAUAGCUAACAUAUGAAGCUGUAUGAGCUGUGUACCAUCAUCAAAUGCUGUCAUUGCAACAAUUUAUUUUAAUCCCUGAUGAUAAGUGUUUUGGAACUGCAUAUGAUGUGAAGUAAUUUGUUCUUGUUUGUGUUUGAGGUGUCUGGGAUUCACCACUCACAAACUGCUUUGCCUAGAAUUCAACAAAAAGUCUUUGGCCGUGAUGUACCAUGAUUCUCAAAUAAUCAAUGGAAAUCCCAGAUUUCCUCCAAGUUUACCUGUGUUCUCUUGAUAAAAUCAUUAUAAUGCAGCAAAACAACAAAGUGUCAUGUCAUACACACGUCUGCUGCUCCGGGUUGCUCUUUCCUAACAGAAAAAAAUAUGUUUUUUUACUUAAAAUGUCUAGAGAUUUCACAUUUCAACUUGAACUCAGAGCAGCAGAUUGAUGAGUAUGCUUUGACUCUGUUAUACUGAUGGGAUUAGUGCUGGUUAAAUCUACAUUAUGCUACAUUUUCAAGAGCAAUUUAGGUAAUUCCAGUUCAUCAUUUUUUUUUACACAGCCCAGCCCCCUUUUGCUUUUGUUGGUUGCCUGAGUCUUGGCUGUUAUUUGAAUAUAGUGUUUUUUUGAGAAUUUAUGGUACUUGCACAAAAUUUAAUUGGAAUUUUAGUUCAGAAAUUGCUCAUCUGUCGUUCUUGAUAAGAUUGAUUUGUGCAUCCUGGUUAAAAUGCCAUUCUCUAAAGAUUACAUAAAGUUGGCUCGGUUUAUGUCUUCACCUGGGUGAUUUAAUUUGAUUUAUUUUCUAAGUAUGAGCUUUUAAAAUAAGCAACAUUUUGCUGAGAAGGAAAUGCAUUUGCAAAGAGUCAUAAUUUAACCCAUGAGUUUACCAAGUACUGUAUGUGUACCUCCUGAUUGUUUGUAUAUAAUCAAAAUUGGUCUCUUCAAACCUGCUGUGCCUUUAAUAUACAAUACUAAUAUCUUGUAUAUUAUUAAUAUAUAAAUAUAAGAAACUGUCCUAUUCUCUGAGUUAAAGUAUGUAUCUGUCGAUGCUGGCAAAGUAAUCAGUUGGCUGUAACUUUGGACAGCAACUUACAAAUAAAUUUGAAGAGCAUUA